This is a messenger RNA of Recurvomyces mirabilis, 2703 nucleotides long. RefSeq lists its product as uncharacterized. Lineage: Eukaryota; Fungi; Ascomycota; Dothideomycetes; Mycosphaerellales; Teratosphaeriaceae. The record is from RefSeq and is a predicted model, not a curated record. Bases 1 to 2703 code for a protein of 900 amino acids. The transcript has 2 exons.
AUGGCACCUGCCAUGAGCCUUCAAGACUUUUUGUCCGAGAAGCCAUUGCCAGGCAUUCCGUCCCCGACCUUGACCAAUCCCGAGAUGGUUUUACCGGCUGACCUCGAGGUCCCUUCUCCGCCAUCGUCCGGGAAUACGAUCGAAGGUCCACCCAGUCCAAGCUAUCUGCGCCGGCCUGACCAGCAGAAUGCGCAAACCACACCGGCGCGAAAGAAGGAGAAGAGGGGCCUGAUGAGUAGGAAGAUGUUACUGCUGAGGAGUCGCACGAGCAGCAGUACGAAUAUGUCGCAACAGCAGGCGCAAUCGCAAAUCCCACGCAGCGUCCCUUCGCCGUCCAGCUAUGCCUCCGACUACCAUCCCGCUUUUGGCUCCUCCCCAAUCCUCAUGGACGUCGGUAAUUUGGCCCCAGAGCAAACUCCUGAAGAACCGCGCUUGAGCCUGAGCAGGUCCUCUUUCAACAGCGAAGACAUGGCUGGCAUACCUAGCUUCCUCGCAAAGUACGAGCUCCCGGACGGCGUGACGACGGACGAUGAGAUGUACGAUAGUGAGAGUCCGGCACCGCAGAAGUAUGGAUAUAGUGUCAGCAUUGAGGGAGGACUGGAUGCGCAAAGACGGCAGCAGGAAGAGGAUGAGCACAACUCGGCAAUACUGAGCAGAAGGGCUGAGCAGAUCCUGGCCAAUGCCAAGAAGAGGCUGAAUCUCAUGGAAGGCAAUCUUCGUGGUGCUCGCGAUCUUGUCGCACCUUUGACCGCAGCAAAUUUGAAGCGAGCAACCUCUUUAGGAUCAGCACAUCAUGCGACUGGCAUUGAGAGAACUCGCUAUGCACCGGGUGGCAAUCUGUACAAUCCUUCAAGUCCGCAGCAGCCACUUCGGAGACUACACGCUCAAGCUAGCUCACCGACAAUGGGUCGAGAAUAUCAUGGUCAUGCGCGUGGUAUGAGCGAUACAGAGCUCCCGGAACGACCAUACACAGCCCUAGGUAAUGAUAAAGUUGUGACAAGAAGCGGCAGAAUACCAAUUCGGACCAGCGAAGGAUCGUGGACGCCCAGUCUUCGCAAUAGCAGAAGUUACGACUCUCUUGGAAGCAGUGGUAUUCGUCAUACCGGACGAGACAGCCCCUUGCAUGCCAGAGCUUCUCCUGAUCCGAAUCUCGGCGUUCUGGUGGAAGACGAUGGCUCGCAUCAGUCGCCUUCGGUGCGAAAUAGCAUCCCUCCUGACAGUCAGCAGCAGGAUGGGUUGGGUAUCCUACGACCAGCUUCCCGGACCGAGGACUUGCGAGAGCAGAUGAGUAGUCUGAAAGGCAAGAUCUCCACUCUGAAGGAACGAGCGCGGGAGGAUAGUCUCAGGAGGCAGAGCAUGCAAAGUUUGCGUAAUGCUUCGCCGUUCAAUAACGCUGUGGCGAGCCCACCUGAGUUCUUCUAUACGCAAUCGCAGACUUAUGGGAAUCCGGUUCGAGACACGAAUGCUGGUGUUGGUCAGGUCUCGGCGAACAAUAGUCCUGUUAGGUCGAAUUCGUUGAAGAAAGUUUGGGAUGCCAUGGGUGCUUUCACGGGGAGUAGGAAUGCUUUUGCGCAGCGAGCUUCUGUGGCGGAGCCAGCACGGGACCAUGCCAUCGCACCUGACGAGCAUGAUCAGGCAACAGGACAGGACGAUGGCAUGCCUGAAACUUAUGGAAACCGCCAUAAGCGUACGACAAGCGGUACGGCUAUAGUGCAGGCUGCGACGAAUCGGUACUCGCACCACCAACAGAGAGAUGCACACGACUCGCCGGUAGACCCUGGGCUAUAUGUUUAUGCUCAAGCUUCACCUGGAGCAAAGGACGAAAGCUCAUAUCUACUACAAGAACAGUCCGACUCGUAUGUCGCGAACGGUGACACACAAGACAGGGGAGAAUCCGAGAGUGUAUAUGAAGACGCGGAAAUUGAGCUGUCGGCAGCAGUGGCCCACGAAGACCGAGACGAUGCAUUUGAUUACGAGCACUUUUUCCUCCAUAGUGCAAUGGGCAGCUACCGCAACGGCCGUCGCAGCUCGACUUCAGAUGAGAGUGAGGCUUCAUCCACUGAGACCGCGAGGGCUCCUCCAGCCGGACAGGACGAGGACGACGAAUUCAACCCGGAAUCUGGCCUCUACCCGCCACCAACGCCGGAGACGCCUGAGAGACUGAGGGCGAUCGAGCGGAGCUUGCAUCAGCGUUCCCUGUCAAAUGACAGUAUAAGUACUGUCGCAACCUUCGCCACUGCAGACGAAGGCAACGAUGACGGCCGCAUAAGCAAAUUGGCAUGGCCCGAACCACCAGGUACACGCUCCAACUCCCAGCCGAACUCCCGUCCCAGCACUGCGAUCAAGCGACCCGAUAGACCAGCCGCAGACACCCUUUCCGAACGAGCCGAUUCGGGAAUCGGUCUUCCCAAUCGUUCGAACAGCGAGCGGGCGAAAAAGAUGAGCCGCAACAUUGUCACAAGUCCGCCCAUGUCGCCUAUGGCAUUCGUGCAAGAUCCUGCUACCACUGCUGUCCAAGCGCUCCUCAGUCCGGAAGGAAGAGGGUUAGGCUUGAAGGAUAAGGCUGUGCUGUUUGGUGUGGUCGAGAGCUUGCGCGCGGUCGUGCACAAGCUGCAAAGUGGGCAGGAGGGAGGGCAUGAGAGCGAAGUGCUGAGAAGGAGGCUGGACCAAGCUAAGAGGAUUCUGGAUGGUGCUUUUGGGUAG